This is a messenger RNA of Branchiostoma floridae (Florida lancelet), 393 nucleotides long. RefSeq names its product zinc finger protein 525-like. Gene Ontology annotation, cellular component: nucleus. Gene Ontology annotation, molecular function: DNA-binding transcription factor activity, RNA polymerase II-specific; RNA polymerase II transcription regulatory region sequence-specific DNA binding. Lineage: Eukaryota; Metazoa; Chordata; Leptocardii; Amphioxiformes; Branchiostomatidae. Gene Ontology annotation, biological process: regulation of transcription by RNA polymerase II. The coding region runs from base 1 to 393 and encodes 130 amino acids. The record is from RefSeq and is a predicted model, not a curated record. The transcript has 2 exons.
AUGGCAACCGUAGAACGUCAAGCCCCCAACGAAAGCAAUGUAGGUUCUCCCACCGUGGUUUCGCCUGUUGCCUCUGGCAGCAAAAGAAGUGACGCAGAAGACGUAAUGGCAGCCGAGAAAGUCAACUUAAACAACGUUGGUGAGAAACCCUACAUGUGUGGGCAGUUUGGGCACAAGGCAUCUUAUUCAUGUAGGCGUUACCUGUACCGACACAUGAUAACCCAUACAGGAGAAAAUGUCUACAAGUGUGACCAGUUUGACGAUUCUACAACAAAGAAAUCGACUUUUGAGAACCAUUUCACAAGACACAGCGGUGAAAAACUCUAUAUGUGCGAGGAGUGUGGGAGAACCUAUGCAGGUGAACAUCCGUAUAAAUGUGGCCAGUCUGACUAA